Cydia strobilella is the source of this 5510-nucleotide messenger RNA. Its product is annotated as mitogen-activated protein kinase kinase kinase 12-like. The record is from RefSeq and is a predicted model, not a curated record. NCBI's taxonomy places the organism in Eukaryota, Metazoa, Arthropoda, Insecta, Lepidoptera, Tortricidae. Gene Ontology annotation, biological process: signal transduction; protein phosphorylation. Gene Ontology annotation, cellular component: cytoplasm. Gene Ontology annotation, molecular function: ATP binding; protein kinase activity. The transcript has 10 exons. Bases 264 to 1673 code for a protein of 469 amino acids.
GGAUGCGAUGCAUUCAAGGUCUAUGCGCGAGCCUACAGGGUUGCAUUGGAAUUGAUUUUACCUCAGCGCGCGCAUCCUGUAGGAUACUCGUCCUUAAACGCUUGUUACAAGUCUCGUUUUAUCUCGCUAUGGAGCCUUGACAUUGGUCCUUGACCCGUUACCUUGGACGCCUGGGGGACCUGCAAUUAUUGGCAUUUCACGUACGUUCUCCGUGACAACAACUUGUUGGUUGAUGAUAACAUUCGAAAUUUGAAUUUUGAAAAAUGUUCGAUAUUUUGAAUAGUGUGUACUGUUGGAGGGAAAAGCCACCUGAAGAAGAAGAAAAAUGGGAGAUACCAGCGGAGGCGAUCACGAAUCUCGUGUACCUCGGCUCCGGCGCCCAGGGCGUCGUGUACGGCGGGCAGAUAAACAACGAAAUGGUCGCCGUGAAGAAACUGCGCGAUUCGGCCGAGACGGACAUUAAACAUCUCAGGAAACUCAACCAUGACAACAUAGUCCGUUUUCGCGGGGUAGUGACCAAGCCCCCCACUUACUGCGUGGUCAUGGAAUACUGUCAGUACGGGCCGCUGUUCGAGUUCCUGCACAGUGGCUCCCUCUUCGCGCCCAAACAGAUUCUCAAGUGGGCGAAAGAGAUAGCAAACGGCAUGGCUUAUUUGCACAGUCACAAGAUUAUACACAGGGAUCUUAAGAGUCCAAACAUCCUCAUAGCGGACAACCUAGUUGUCAAAGUGUCCGACUUCGGUACGUCGCGGGAGUGGAACGACGUGAGCGCCAUCAUGUCAUUCACGGGCACCGUGGCGUGGAUGGCGCCCGAGGUGAUCCGCCACGAGUCCUGCUCGGAGCGGGUCGAUGUCUGGUCGUUUGGCGUGGUCUUAUGGGAACUUCUCACUCAGGAGAUACCUUAUAAGAACAUGGAGACGCACGCUAUCAUGUGGGGCGUCGGCACCGACACUAUCUCCUUGCCCGUUCCGGCCACAGUGCCCGACAGCAUGCAGCUCUUGCUUAGCCAAUGUUGGAACAGGACGCCUAAAAACAGGCCACCUUUCAAAAUAAUAGCUGCGCACCUCGAGAUAGCCGGCGACGACUUCGCAGAGAUCCACCAGGAGACGUUCAGCGUGACCCAGCAGAGCUGGAAGAAAGAAGUGCAGGAGGGCAUGGCGCAGCUCUACACCAAGAGCGAGAAGCCUGCCGACGUGGAGGACACGGCCACGAGGAAAGAGGAGUUGAAACACGCGCGAGAUAUCAGACUGGUUUACGAGAAGCAACUGGCGCGAGCCAACGAGUUGUACAUGGAAGCGUGCGCCGUUAAACUGCAGUUGGAGCAGCGGGAGGCCGCUCUCACAGAACGCGAAAAGGCCCUGAAAUCCUGCCGCUGCGGCUUCCGAAAACUAGCGCUCCACCGGCAAAGCUCAACCUCUUCAGACGGCAAAUGCCGCGCGGAGCCAGUACACAGGCGGCAGCGGAAGAGGGACACCGUCAUAACACAGGACCAAGAGAAGACCAGCACCACGCUACUGAGCGACGGGAACAAGUUCUCCUCAAUCGUCGACGGCGUGAAAAACAACAACGUUGAGAAUGAGAGGGCAGAUACCAUCGUCGAGAAGAACGGCAACGUGGAACUGAAAGAUGUUGUCAACGAUAAUUAUAUCGACGAGGUUGUUGCUCAAGUGUGAAUAUACUCUGACAAACUCGCUUUGUAAAAUAUUUAGAUCACCACGGUUGCACUCACUAGUAUCAAAGACCUAGGAACCACAGAUAAUAGUUAUUACCAACAGAUACUUAUCUCUCAAAGAAAACGCAAAUACCUACCGUUUUGAUACCUACGCAAUAAUACAAUGGAGUGACCUUCAAAGUGCCGCACCGCGCGCACCGACACAACGCUAGGGUUGCCGACGCUUGUUUCAAAUACUUAGAUAUCUUAGUCUAUUUUUUUAUUCCGUAGACUAUAGGUAGAUAUCUAGCUAUAAAUGUGUCGUAAAAACAUUACCUACAUCUUUAAAACAAUUUAAUAGUACCUACGUAGCUUGUAACUAUCGUAAAAAUAAUAACAGUAGGUGUAAGUACCUAUAUUGAGAAUGUACUUACUUUUCCUCAUCCGUCGAGAGAGGAAAAAACUAUAUUUUUUAUUUGUUUUGUUGUUUCUGCAUCCAUCCAUACUACAAGCUGUGUUAUUUGUUCGUGACAAGACAUUUCUUUGGCAUAGCGCGCGGUGACAUGAGCGCGUGUGGCAACCAACUUUACUGGCUAGCUUUAGUACCGCCGGCGGGAAGCUAGUCGUAGGUAUGAAUCCGAGCUCGUGCGAGUUCCAUAAUGAUAGGCCUGCUGUAACUCCGUAUAAGAUGAAUAAAGUGUAAGGAAAAAACGUGCCUCGGAAAUCAAGAAAAUUUCAUUCUCGCAUAGAUCGCGCUACCUUUGGCCUAUUCUCAGCUAGAUGGAGUUGACGACCCCGUUUGAUAUUUAACAAUUUUAACACGUAUCAGUGAAAGAACAUGGGUUGAAAAUCAUAUAAAAAUAAUAAAGAAAUUAAUUUUUUGAUAUUUUUAUACAUUUUUAUUUUUAGUUUUAAUCGUGUGACGAUAGGUGGUAGUAAAUUUACUGACUACAAACUUUACUAUGACAGUAACCCUCUAUCCUAUAUCUAUUCUCUUUGCUAGUAUUUUUAGUCGUUUUUGGCGACAUGUCAUGACAUGUGUGAGUGUAACCGUAGUGAUUUAAAUAUUUUGAAAUAUGUCUCACUAUAGUUUAAUUUCAACCCACUUUUUCAGUAGAAAAAAGCGAGAAAUUCAGAUUUUCUCGUCUAUUUUUUUUUUAAUUUGCCGCCUUUUUCUACUAACUGAAAUGGCUUGCCGGACUAUAGUUAAUUUACUGCAGAUUUUUUCAACGCUACUAACUUUGUACUUGAUAUUAACAUUACUGAAAAUAUGUGCCAUUUUCAACCAAAAGGGUACUUAUUGUCGCUUGUCAGUAAGGCGCUAUUUCUAUAUAGCUUCAAUUAUAAAUCAACCUUAUCGACAACCGACAAUGUGGUACCUUUUGAUUGAAAACGUCACAUAUUUUGACACGAUUUGAUGUAUAUCAACCUUAGCUAUGCCCCGUUUUUUUUUUUAUUACAAGUUAAGAGCAUUUAAAAAAUUGUAUGGAAUUUGUUUUACGCUCCUAAUUCUUUUAAUAACCAAAUUUUGAAAAAAGUAUAACGAGCACAGCUAUCAAUAUACAUCUAACUGUAUGAACAUUCUUUCUAUAAUGUUAAUAUCCAGAGAGGAAAAUGGGGACUACGUUUUUAUGGACAAACGGUCGUCCCCUUUCCUCUUAAGCCAUAGACCAAUAUAUUGUUAUAGACCAUUGCCCACAGACCAUAAAGCGUUUACCAAGACCGUAUUUAAAAAAAAACUAUAAAUACUUGUAAAAUACUACGCAAGCACCAUUUUUAAAACAGCACUGCUCAAUAAUCCCCAAACCGGAUAUCUUUGACUGACAUGAUUAUUGAGUCAUAAUCUAAUGUUUGUCAGAUUCAUAUGAUGUCAGAUGUAAUGAGAGUCAUAAUUCUGAAACCGUUAACUUUUCAGGAUUUUCGUAAUUAUCCUAUGGAUAGGUUAGGUUACGUUUGUUUUACGGCAAUACUGAAAACUUACACGUUUCUGAGAAAAACCAAAUUAUGACUAACGAAAAUGCGGGCAAACAACACAUUAUGACUUAAAACUUUAUGGGAAGCAAUAGUGGGUUAAUGGUUUGUUCAUAAAUUGAUUAGGAAUUAAGAAUAUUUUAAUUAUUUGUUUCGUUACCUAAAAUACUUACAAAAUGUAGACGAAUUAUGUAAAAAAACACCUAUAUGUGGAACAUUCUGACGAUAUUAUUAUUACAUAUUACCUAAUGAACUAAGAUGACAUAAAAACGCAAAUUGACCAAACUUUAAAACUUUGAACGCUACAAUUCAUUUACAUAAAUGUACCUUUAAUAAAAACGGGAUUCCACCAGAGUGCGGCACUGUGCGGAACAAGCAUAUUCAGUACAAAACUGCUUGUGUGGCACAGUUUUACACACUGCUGAAUCAUAUGUGGUAUUUUCUAUAAAAAGGGACCUUAUUGUCGAUAGCGCUUACGCCAUUAUAAACGAUGCUUCGAUAUAAAUACAAUGCCGCGCGACGCUGUGCGGCGUAAGCGCAAUCGACAAUAAGGUCCCUUUUCAUAGAAAAUGCCCCAUAUCAUGCCAAUAUAAUAUAAACCUUACGAACGAGUAUGAAUUGAAGACCGAAGCCAAGGCGAGAUUGAAAAAUGUUAGUUAUUUAAUGACAUGCUAAAAAUGACACCAUAAGAAACAUUUUUUCUUUUGUACCUAACCUAUCUGGAAUUAGACCUGGUGGUGGUUGGUGGUGGUGGUGGUUACCUGUGACGUGUGAUGGCUAAGCUGACAGACGAUAAACACAAGCUUUACCAUAAGUGCGACCAUAUUAGGCCCACGUCUAAUAAGUUGCCUCGUGUGGGCUAUUUUAGGAUUACACAUUACACUACAUAUGUGACGUUUUCAAUCAAAAGGUACCAUAUUGUCGCUUACCAUAAGGACAAAUAUACGAAAAACCUGUCAGAGCGUCCUUAUGGCAAGCGACAAUGUGGUACCUUUUGAUUGAAAACGGCACAAAUAUUCUUGUUAAGUGGGAUUGACAGGCCAUACAGGUUGCUGGAGUGGAACUCGAAACAAACUUGAUUUUGAAAAUAUUAAAAUAUUUUACCCUCAUUAUUCAAUGCAAAAGGCCUUUUUAUUGCGAUAUUUAUUGACAAAUAGUGCUACACUUGUAAUACUUCAAAAUUAUUUUGAUUAAUUAGCAAAAAGGUCAUGAUAUUUUUGGUAUUCAUAUGCGGGAUAAAAAUCGCUUUCCUCUCGAGUACCCUGUAUUAUAAAUAAUUUGAUGAUUCACUAUUGUAAGUAAAAAAUUGGUGAUUUUUGAACAAUGUUUUUUGACUAUAAGUAUUUAUGUGUAUAGUUAAUAAUUGAAAAAGUCUGCAGAAAAAAAGGAGGACAUCUUUAUUUGACACUUUUGACAAAAGUUUCCAGGAAAAAAAAAACUUCCAAAAUAUUCUAAGACUUGCUGACUGAAAUUUAAUCUUACUGAAGAAGAGGCAGUAUGGCCUAUGGUCUUAGCCUGUCCAGACGGACGAAUAUAAAAAAAAAAGACUAUGACGACUUAGUUACUGUCUGCCAAUAUUGAGAUGUCUAAACUGACUUAGAAUAAUGUUUUUUAAUUUUAUUACUUAUAUUUUUAAUUUUAAAAAGAUCUUAUUAAUCUAAGACCGAAAAGAUCUCAUUUUCUUUUUAAGUCUUUGACCAAUGAAAAAAGAGAUAGUGAGAUAUUUUUUAUUUUAUUGUUGUAUGUAUUUGUUUAAGCUUAACCAGAAUAUGUGGUAUUUUCUAUAAAAGGGACCUUAUUGUCGAUGGCGCUUACGCCAUUAUUAACGAUGCUCCGAUAUAAAUACAAUGCCGCGCGACGCUGUACGGCGUAAGCGCCAUCGACAAUA